UAAAAUGUAAACAUGGCGGCCGGUUCAAAUUUCAACUUGCUGCCUCAGGAAAUUUCUACCGAUUAUUUUGGCGAUGCCAACGUUUUAACCAAGCGUGCAAAAGAGAGGGGGUAUAAUUUUUUCGUUAAUGGUUACGUUCAUGCGCUCAAAGUGAACAGUUCCAGUAAAAAUAUUGUCGAUAUCAGUGCUAAAUGCUAUCGUUCUAUGAGGAAAAGCGAGCAACCUCAUCGAAUUGACAUGACGAUUCAUACCCAGGAGAGAAGAAUCACGGACAGUCAUUGUUCAUGUAAAGCUGGAAUAACUGGGCUAUGUUCUCAUGCUGUUAGCGUCGUCUACACAGUUGGCCACUAUAAACGUUUGGGACUGAAAGAUAUCCCUUCACAUCUGGCUUGUACCAGUUUGCCUCAACAGUGGCACAAACCGCGGGGCCCAAAGAUCAAUGCCGAGCCCGUAGCUGCAAUAGUUUUCGCUAAACCAAGGCCAACACCUCGCCGAAAAAGGCCAGUGUGUUGUUCUACACCAACACUUAGGAUCCCAGAAUUGAAGGAAGAUGACAUAAAGAAGUUGAAAGUAGACAAGUCCACACCACUAUCAUAUUUACUGCAAGAUGAACUGCACACAGAAAAAACAGAGUAUGGAAUUGUGCAGAAGGGCUCAAUGUUACCUUUACAGCUGCCUGAUUCUUGCAACCAUGGAGAACACAUCCAACUCAGAAUAGACUGA
This is a messenger RNA of Liolophura sinensis, 723 nucleotides long. RefSeq lists its product as uncharacterized. Gene Ontology annotation, molecular function: zinc ion binding. Lineage: Eukaryota; Metazoa; Mollusca; Polyplacophora; Chitonida; Chitonidae. The record is from RefSeq and is a predicted model, not a curated record. The transcript is spliced from 4 exons. The coding region runs from base 13 to 723 and encodes 236 amino acids.